AACCUCGAAUUGGAGCGACUUGAGAUUUUGAUCUUUGCUUUGAGGAAAGUAAACAAGACACCAAACGAAUUCAUCUAUUACAUCUGCUACAAGCAUUGAGAUGGAGGAGUACAGCAAAGGCCGUUCUAUUCGAGUGGGAAUGGUUGGGUGUGAAGACCUCCCGAAGUGGCGUGGAGCUGAUUGCAACCAGUUGUGUGCGGAGAUCUUCGAAGCACGAGGAUUUGGGAGGCCACGUCAGGGACAGAGUAAAGAUAGUUUGGUAGACAUGCCUGUUGCCACCGAUAAAAGCCAUCGUGAUAUUUUUUCAGCCUGGGAAAGCCCUAGUAUUGACUGGGCAUACUUUGAUGCAGUUACAGGCCUUUUACCUAAACUAGAUGAGCUUCAAAAUUUUGAUGGAUUCAUUUUAACGGGCUCACAUUACUCUGCAUACGAGCCUCUUGAGUGGAUUUCAAAAUAUGAAGAGUGGAUAAGGGAACUAGUGCGCUUUCAAAAGAACAACAGCAAGCCACCAAGAGUUUUUGCAGUCUGCUUCUCUCACCAAGCUGUGAACAAGGCACUUGGAGGAACAGUAGGCCACAAUCCCCAUGGGAAGUUUGUGUGGAAUAUGGAAGAUAUAAAACUUAAUCAUAAUGCACAAAAGCAUCCAUUUUUCAAAGGAUUAGUUAAUGAAGACAGUAAAAUUUCAUACUCGCUUUUUGAAAGUCAUGGAGACAGUGUGACAGCACUUGCCCCUAUGGCUGAGCAUCUAGCAACUUCUGACACCAGCAAUUUCGAAAUUGUAUCAAUUGGUGAUGAUAUUAUUAGUAUUCAAAGCCAUCCAGAAUUCAGUGAGCAUGAAAUGGUUGAUAAAAUUUUACCAUCUUUGAAGAAAUCUGGUAUCAUUACAGAUGAGGAUGCUGAAAAGGCUAUGGCAAACUUCAAAAGUAAAGAGGAUGCCAGAAAGAUAUUAAAGCUACUGGAAAUAUAUUUUUCAAGAACGGAAUAGGUUGUUCAAUAAUGGUUUUUUACUGUUAACUGAUUGUAAUUUAUGAGACACAUAACACAUAAAUGUUAAAUUGUCAAGGUAUAUGUCCCCAUUAUAGCGGUUAUCUCUCAUUAAAAGGUUUCCCCAAUAUGCCAGGUUUGGCAUUUAUUAUGUUGUUGUCAAUUUCUAUUUUGAUAAGUAGACUUUCCAACUAUUCCAAUGGUAUUGACUGUUUUAUCCAUCAUAUUUAACUGAACUCUUGGUGCAUAGUUAAAAAUAACUCUGCAGUUGAUUUCCCUGAACAUCCCAUAAAAAGGAAGAACUGAACUAAUUUAGGAAUAUUCCAUGGACAAGUAACAAUGAU
This is a messenger RNA of Rhopilema esculentum, 1328 nucleotides long. RefSeq lists its product as uncharacterized. Gene Ontology annotation, cellular component: cytosol. The record is from RefSeq and is a predicted model, not a curated record. Lineage: Eukaryota; Metazoa; Cnidaria; Scyphozoa; Rhizostomeae; Rhizostomatidae.